Oldenlandia corymbosa var. corymbosa is the source of this 4500-nucleotide messenger RNA. The record is from the annotation of a GenBank genome assembly. Lineage: Eukaryota; Viridiplantae; Streptophyta; Magnoliopsida; Gentianales; Rubiaceae.
CAAGGGGAAAAAAGAAGAAGGAAAAAACUCAGAUCAAAAUAUUCAAAUUCCAAAAUAAGAAAGUGAGAAAAAAAAAAAGAAAAGAGAAAAGAAAAGUAAUAAACUUGGAACAAAGUCCAAGGGCAUUUCUGACAUAUAUUCAUGUGUAAGAAUUUUGCCCUUGCCUUUUUAGCCAAGACUAAAAGCUUCCUCAAGCAACGGCAGCCACCCGGCUCGUUCCCAUUUGCGUCGCCUUCCACAAAACUAUAUAUAUUAAUCAAAAUUUCCUGCAAUCUAUCUCUGAUUUUUUUACUUUCCGAAGAACAAUAUAAUCAAUUUGCCGACUCUUCAUCGCAUACGUAUUGAAUUUCUGUUCCCCUAGUUAAUCUGGUCUCUCUCGUCAACCCAAAUCUCUUGGACCGGAGGAAACAGAGUUGAUUUCUUUUCGAGUUUGCUGUGAUAUGAGAUCAAUCAAAUCCAUGGCAAUCAAGCCCUGUUGUAGGGUUCUAAUUUCCCGCCGGAUUUCGCCAUUUUUAGGUUUUCCUAUACCCAAAUCCCUCCAACCCUUUUCCACAACGUCAUCAACGACUCUGCGAUUCAGUCCCCUUAAUUGCCGUAGUUUUCACACAUCAAGAGAUAGGAGAUUGAAUUUUCAUACCAUUUUUAAACAAACCCAGGUUCCGGUUUCUGCCCCGGGUUCAACAUGGGGUCAAUCCAUACUGUUCUGCAGUAGUAAGGUUCCGAAAAGAAGGGAUCUUUAUGUGGUUUCUAGUGUUGCCUCGGAUGUUAGGAGUUAUUCCACAUCGGUUGAAACCAGGGUAAAUGAUAAGAAUUUUGAGAGGAUUUAUGUGCAAGGUGGGCUUAAUGUGAAGCCUUUGGUGGUUGAGAAAAUUGAUCUUGAUGAGAAUAUUGUUAGUACUGAGGCCGUUGAUGAGGAAGAAAGGAUAAUUGAUGAGAAUUUGGAAAGAUUGGAUGUUGUAGAGCCGGUGAAGCCUGCACCUAGGGUGGAAUCUGAGGUCGAAAAGGAAGCUUGGAGAUUGUUGGAAAAUGCAAUAGUUUCCUAUUGUGGAAGUCCUGUUGGGACUUUGGCUGCCAAUGAUCCCAAUGAUAAGCAGCCUCUCAAUUACGAUCAAGUGUUUAUUAGAGAUUUUAUUCCAUCUGCCCUGGCAUUUUUGCUCAAGGGAGAUGGCGAAAUCGUCAGGAACUUCCUCCUCCAUACCUUGCAAUUGCAGAGUUGGGAGAAAACAGUCGACUGUUACAGCCCAGGGCAAGGUUUGAUGCCGGCAAGUUUUAAAGUAAGAACUGUGCCAAUUGAUGAGAACAAGUGCGAAGAAGUAUUAGACCCAGAUUUUGGGGAGUCAGCUAUUGGCCGUGUUGCACCUGUUGACUCUGGGCUUUGGUGGAUUAUAUUGCUGAGGGCUUAUGGGAAGCUCACUGGUGACUAUGCAUUACAAGAACGAGUGGAUGUACAAACAGGCAUAAAACUGAUUCUGAACUUGUGUUUGUCUGAUGGUUUUGAUAUGUUUCCAUCAUUGCUCGUCACUGAUGGUUCAUGUAUGAUUGAUCGACGAAUGGGAAUCCAUGGUCACCCUCUGGAGAUUCAGGCCUUAUUUUAUUCUGCACUUCGUUGCUCCCGUGAGAUGCUUCAGGUGGAUGAUGGAUCCAAGAAUCUAGUCAGGGCCAUAAAUAAUAGGCUCAGUGCAUUAUCAUUUCAUAUCAGAGAAUAUUAUUGGGUUGAUAUGAAGAAAAUAAAUGAGAUCUACAGAUAUAAGACUGAGGAGUACUCAACAGAAGCCACUAAUAAGUUUAAUAUCUAUCCUGAACAAAUACCUCAUUGGUUGAUGGACUGGUUUCCUGAAAAUGGUGGUUAUCUUAUUGGAAAUCUACAACCAGCUCAUAUGGACUUCAGGUUCUUCACUCUUGGAAAUCUAUGGUCGAUUGUUUCUUCUUUGGGGACUCCAAAACAAAAUGAGGGUAUUCUUAAUCUCAUAGAAGCUAAAUGGGAUGAUCUUGUGGGUAGCAUGCCUUUGAAGAUAUGUUACCCUGCUUUAGAGUUUGAAGAGUGGCGCAUAAUCACAGGGAGUGAUCCUAAGAAUACACCUUGGUCUUAUCACAAUGGUGGAUCUUGGCCAACACUUCUAUGGCAGGUAUGGUUAUUUGACUAGAUUGUAAUGUCAUUCUGCUGGCUCAUAGUUAUUAUACUAGGAAAUCUGAACUUAGCAGUAUAAGCAUAAAACUUAAGUGUGGUUUUGUAUGUAAUUUUGAUGUGUAUGAGAUCUAUGAACUCGGCAUUGUGGAUGAAAGAAUAAAUCCUUAUGUUAAAGAAUGGAUAGUAUUUGGAUGAAAACUUUUAUUUCUUUUAAAAAAUUUUUUUUUUGCUGUGCUGGAGUGAUUAAGAAGCAUGAGAAAGGAAGAGUUUAAUGCAAUAGUUUAGUUUCUAGAUUCUCCUUAUCUGGUUUAUUUGCAGUAUUAUUCUUUAAUCUGGUGAUUGCUUAGAUCUUGCAUCUCUAGUUUUAUCAAACUUGAUUUAACUUUUUUUUUUUUUUUAGAUGAGUAUAGUAAUGUAAGGUCCUUUUGCAAAUUAUGAAACAUUGCUCUUCGGAAGUGAGCGAGAUUAGUUGAUCAUGCUUCACAUGUUACAUUACUCCGCUUUAGAAUUCUGGACACAGGACAAUUUUCCUUCAUUCUGAGCUCCUUAACUGAUGACAUUUGGAGACACAUCUGUCUUUUGACUGAAUGUUUUUUCAUGUUUGGCUUCUGAUCUAGUACUACUGUUUGGGCAAUGUCCAUUUUAUGAAUCUAGAUUUUCACGUGUUUCCUUUCUGGUUGUUCCUCCAGUUUACUCUGGCAUGCAUGAAAAUGGGGAGGAUGGAUCUGGCCAAGAAGGCAGUUGAUUUGGCAGAGAAAAGGCUUCCUGCAGAUCGCUGGCCUGAAUACUAUGACACAAGGUAUGGCAAGUUUGUCGGUAAGCAAGCGAGAAUGUAUCAAACCUGGACUAUUGCUGGAUACCUAUCAUCUAAAAUGCUAUUGGAAAACCCUGAGAUGGCUGCACAGUUAUUCUGGGAAGAAGAUUAUGAACUAUUAGAAAUAUGUGUCUGUGCACUAAGCAAAAGUGGACGUAAAAAAUGUUCCCGCGGUGCUGCAAAGUCUCAGAUUCUUGUGUAAUUUGAAGAGGAAAAGAAGCAUCCUCGCCAUGUACAGUUCAUAGCAUGUAUGUAGAGGCUAUCACUUACUAGAGUUCUCCGGAGGGCUUCUUUUAUUCAGCCCCCGAGUUUAGUAUUCGUAGCAGAUUAGCAUACACAAACUCAUAGUGAAACAGUAGUGAUUCUUUUCAUGUUUGAUCAACAGAGAGUAGUUGAUCGGCAUAAGUGACAGAUAUGUAAAUGACUUAAUUGAGAGCCCUCACGGUUCGAUAUGAUGAAGCUCCUGAGGCCGUUUGUAUAAUAAUACUCCCUCCGUCCCAAAAUUAUUGUCCAGUUUGCCAAAAAAAUUGUCCCAAAAUUAUUGUCCGAUUUGACUUUUUUUAGGCUAAGUUACAUAUAUGCCCUUUAUCCCUAAAAUGAAAAACAUUCUAACUGGAACAUUUUCUCCCUACGCACACCACCACCAAUAGCCGCCGCAAACAAUGGUUCUCCGAUGGCUCCAAGCAGGAACGGUUCUCCGACACCAAUAGCCACAAAUGAUGAUUCUCCGAUGGUUCCAAGCAACCACGGUUCUCCGACGAAUUCAAGCAGAGGUGAAGAUGAGGUGGUCGGCUAGAUGCCGAAAAAAAAUAUAGAGAAUAAAUUUUUGACAAAUUCUGACCACUCCAAGUAGCGGCGAUGGAUUAGAAGGACAUUGUCUGCAAAAUAGAAUAAUUACAUCGAUCGGAAGAGCAUCAGAUUAAAAAUUCAAAACUAGAACUUUCGUCAAAUUCAAAUCAAUUCAUCCGAGACUUUUGUUCGAUUGGCGGCUCAGAUUUGAAGACCUCCUUCAAUCCAAAAACUUUUCAAUGAAAUAGAAAAAUUGUCUCGUAAAUUUCAAAUUGAAAUUUUGAGCGAGAAGAUUCUCCAGAUUUGAAGUUCUUCGGGUGCCUGAUUGAAGAACAAAUGAAAGUACCAGUAUUCUUCCUGCUUUCUGAAAUGGGGUUGGCCGGAUAAACCAUUUAUGUACACAGGGGUAUAUGUGGGAGUUUAUGCCUAAAAAAAGGUUUUAUUUGACCAAAAAUAAAAUCUUGUAUUUUAACAAAACUGGACAAUAAUUAUGGGACGGAGGGAGUAAUAGAUAUACUUCUUGGUGUGAAAAAAGUUGCUUGCUUGAUACAUACAUUACCCUAAUUUCGUGGCAGUAUAGUAGCAAUUUUCUUUUCUCAAUCUUUUUUCACUUUGAACAAUCAAAUGUGGCGAAUUCAGUUUUCCAAAGAAAAAAUGUGGUGAGAAAACUGGAUAAACUUCUGAAAGUGUUGGGAAAAUAUGUUACAGCUUCCUAAUGAAAAUUGAAAGCUUGCCCUCAUACAAUACCUUGCAGUAAGUGGAAAUGAAG